Messenger RNA from Lachancea mirantina, 615 nucleotides. The record is from the annotation of a GenBank genome assembly. Lineage: Eukaryota; Fungi; Ascomycota; Saccharomycetes; Saccharomycetales; Saccharomycetaceae.
AUGGGUGCUUACAAGUAUUUGGAAGAGUUGCAGAGAAAGAAGCAAUCUGAUGUGAUGAGAUUCUUGCAAAGAGUCAGAGUCUGGGAAUACAGACAAAAGACUGUCAUCCACAGAGCUUCCAGACCUUCCAGACCUGACAAGGCCAGAAGACUCGGUUACAAGGCCAAGCAAGGUUUCGUUAUCUACCGUGUCAGAUGCAGACGUGGUAACAGAAAGAGACCUUGUCCAAAGGGUGCUACUUACGGUAAGCCAACCAACCAAGGUAUCAACCAAUUGAAGUACCAAAAGUCCAUCAGAGCUACCGCUGAGGAGAGAGUCGGCCGUCGUGCUGCUAACUUGAGAGUUCUAAACUCUUACUGGGUUAACCAGGACUCUACUUACAAGUACUUCGAGGUCAUCUUGGUCGACCCAUCCCACAAGGCCAUCAGAAGAGACGCUCGUUACAACUGGAUCUGCAACCCUGUCCACAAGCACCGUGAAUCUAGAGGUUUGACUGCUACUGGUAAGAAAUCCAGAGGUAUCAACAAGGGCCACAGAUUUCACAACACCCAAGCUGGUAGAAGAAAGACCUGGAAGAGACAGAACACUUUGUCCUUGUGGAGAUACCGCAAAUAA